CACUUCCUACAGUGAUUUCGUCAGUUCCGGUAAGAAGCCGGUGGCGUGGUCCCCUUGUGCACUGUAACUUUUCUUCAGUAUUUCACUGCUCGCUGACAGCUUUAGGACGGAAAUAGUUACAAUGACGGAACGGAAAGGAACAGCAAAAUUAGACUUCCUAAAGAAAAUUGAAAAUGAAAUUCAACAGAAAUGGGCUGCUGAAAAUAUGUUUGAAAUUGAUGCUGUUUCACCAGAUAAAUUGGAGCCUGGUCAAGAGAAGUACUUUGUAACAUUUCCAUAUCCUUACAUGAAUGGCCGCCUUCACCUUGGGCAUACUUUUUCUUUGUCUAAAUGUGAGUUUGCAGUUGGCUACCAGCAGUUAAAAGGGAAGAGGUGCUUGUUUCCUUUUGGACUUCACUGUACUGGAAUGCCAAUUAAGGCCUGUGCAGAUAAGCUGAAGAGAGAGAUGGAAGACUUUGGCUACCCACCACGGUUUCCUGAAGAUGAGGAGGAAGAUGAUGAACUGAGCUUAAAAAAAGAGGAAGAACUGGUAAUAAAGGAUAAAGCAAAAGGCAAAAAGAGUAAAGCUGCUGCAAAGUCUGGAGGUGCUAAUUAUCAGUGGGAAAUCAUGAAGUCCUUGGGCCUAUUAGAUGAAGAAAUUGUAAAAUUUGCUGAUGCGGAAUACUGGCUGGAUUACUUCCCACCACUUGCUAUUGAGGAUCUAAAGAGAAUGGGACUAAAGGUGGACUGGCGUAGAUCCUUCAUCACUACUGAUGUCAAUCCAUUUUAUGACUCUUUUGUGCGCUGGCAGUAUGUAAUUUUAAAAGAAAGGAACAAAGUCAAGUUUGGAAAAAGAUAUACAAUCUACUGCCCUAAGGAUGGACAGCCUUGUAUGGAUCAUGACAGGCAGACUGGAGAGGGUGUUGGACCACAGGAGUACACUUUGGUCAAGAUGAAGAUUGUGGAGCCAUAUCCUGCAAAGCUGAGUGAACUAAAGGGAAGAAAUAUUUACCUGGUGGCUGCAACGCUCAGACCAGAGACCAUGUUUGGUCAGACAAAUUGCUGGAUCCGUCCUGACAUGAAGUACAUUGCAUUUGAGACCAUUAACAGGGACAUUUUUGUGUGUACACGGAGAGCUGCCAGGAACAUGUCAUAUCAGGGAUUCACCAGAGAGAAUGGGGUUAUACCUGUGAUCAUGGAACUAAUAGGACAGGAUAUUCUUGGAGCUGGACUGAAUGCACCGUUGACAUCUUAUAAGAUCAUUUACGCUCUUCCAAUGCUCACAAUUAAAGAAGAUAAAGGUACUGGAGUGGUAACAAGUGUGCCUUCUGAUGCUCCUGAUGAUAUUGCAGCCUUGCGUGACUUGAAGAAGAAAGUGGCAUUAAGAGAGAAGUAUGGCAUUAAGGAUGAAAUGGUCUUGCCCUUUGAUCCGGUGCCAAUAAUAGAAAUACCUGGCUAUGGAAAACUCUCUGCUCCAAUGGUAUGUGAUGAAUUGAAAAUUCAAAGUCAGAAUGACAAAGAGAAGCUUGCAGAAGCAAAAGAAAAAGUGUACCUGAAAGGCUUUUAUGAAGGCAUCAUGUUGGUUGAAGGAUUUAAAGGACAGAAAGUACAGGAUGUUAAGAAGAUCAUUCAGAAAAGAAUGGUUGACAGUGGUGAAGCUGUUAUCUACAUGGAACCAGAAAAGCAGGUCCUGUCCAGAUCAGCAGAUGAGUGUGUAGUAGCUCUUUGUGAUCAAUGGUACUUGGACUAUGGAGAGAAGAGCUGGAAGAAACAAGCUGUUGACUGCCUGAAGAAUUUGGAAACGUUCUGUGAAGAAACCAGAAGAAACUUUGAAGCUUCUUUAGCAUGGCUUCAAGAACAUGCCUGUUCCAGGACAUAUGGUUUGGGUACUCGUUUACCCUGGGACAAUUACUGGCUGAUAGAAUCCUUAUCAGACUCUACCAUCUACAUGGCCUAUUACACAGUUGCACAUCUUUUGCAGGGGGGAACUGUCAGUGGGCAAGGACCAAAUCAGCUUAAUAUUCGACCUGAGGAGAUGACUAAGGAAGUGUGGGAUUAUAUAUUCUUUAAGAAUGCUCCGUUCCCUAACACAAAGAUACGUAAAGGAAACCUAGACAAAUUGAAGCAAGAGUUUGAAUACUGGUACCCUGUGGAUCUGAGAGUUUCUGGGAAGGACCUCGUUCCAAAUCAUCUGUCGUACUACCUCUACAACCACAUAGCUAUGUGGCCUGAGGACAGUGGCAAAUGGCCUAAGGCUGUGAGGGCGAAUGGACAUCUCCUGCUGAAUUCUGAAAAGAUGUCCAAAUCAACUGGAAACUUUCUGACGCUUUCUCAAGCAAUUGAUAAAUUUUCUGCUGAUGGGAUGCGUCUUGCUUUGGCCGAUGCUGGGGACACUGUUGAAGAUGCCAACUUUGUGGAAACAAUGGCUGAUGCUGGCAUUCUACGUCUAUAUACCUGGAUAGAAUGGGUGAAGGAAAUGAUUGCUAACCAGGCUAGUCUAAGGAGUGGGCCAGCAGACACCUUUAGGGACCGUGUUUUUGCCAGUGAACUCAGUUGUGGAAUAAUCAAGACAGACCAGCAUUAUGAAAAGAUGAUGUUCAAGGAAGCUCUGAAGUCUGGAUUUUUUGAAUUCCAGGCAGCUAAGGAUAAGUACCGCGAGUUGGCCAUCGAGGGAAUGCACAGAGAUUUGGUGUUUCGGUUUAUUGAAGUUCAGACCUUGUUACUGGCUCCCAUCUGCCCUCACAUAUGCGAACACAUCUGGAGUUUGCUAAAAAAGCCUGAUUCCAUUAUGAAGGCUUCAUGGCCAGUAGCCAGUCCAUUUGAUGAGAUCCUUAUCCGUUCUUCCCAAUAUCUAAUGGAAACAGCACAUGAGCUGCGACUGCGGCUAAAGAACUAUAUGGCCCCACCCAAGGGAAAGAAAAAUGACAUUAAAGCUCCAGAAAGACCGUCUCACUGUACAAUAUAUGUUGCUAAGAACUACCCACCAUGGCAGCAUACUACUCUGACAGUUCUUCGCAAACACUACCAGGCAAAUGAUGGGAAGCUUCCAGACAACAAAGUGAUUGCCACUGAGCUGAGCAGUCUGCCAGAGCUGAAGAAAUACAUGAAGAGAGUUAUGCCUUUUGUUGCCAUGAUAAAGGAAAACUUGGAGAAGAAAGGUCCAUCUGUCCUUGACCUGGAGCUCGAGUUUGAUGAGCAGGCAGUGUUGCUAGAGAAUAUUGUUUACCUGACAAAUUCACUUGAGUUGGAACAGAUCGAUGUGGUUUCUGCAUCAGAUGCAGCUGACAAGAUUAAAGAAGAAUGUUGUCCAGGAAAGCCCUUCAUUGUCUUUAGAACAGAACCUGGUGUCUCGGUAUUCCUAGUGAAUCCUCAGCCAGCAAAUGGACAUUUUUCUUGCAGAAUGGAGAUCAGACAAGGAGACAGCAGGCACACUGUAAUCCGGCGUCUUAUGAAGACAGAUCGAGCAAUUAAAGAUUCAUCCAGAGUAAAACUGAUGCGGUUUGAUGACCCAGUUCUAGGACCACGCCGUGUCCCUGUCCUUGGAAAACAAGAUGUAGGGAAGACUGUCAUUUCAGAGAUGGCCACUUUUCAAAUAGACCUCGACUCAAAAAAGAUUUGCAUCUCAGAAAAUGAACUGAAAUCUGACAUUGGCGACACUAUUGCUUAUUUGGUUCAUUAAUCAGUGAGACAGAGCAGCUUUGGUUGUUUAUCAUGUUGACAUGACCAAAAUAUGCACAGAGUAAAUAACUACAGUUCAGUGCUACGUAAUGUCCCAUACGUUUUCCUAAUGUAAGUGUUUUAUGGUACCUUAAGCAGUCAGCUGGCCGAUUGUCAUUCAUUUUUAAACUCAGGGUGUUAACAAAAGUGACAGAAUCAUCAAUUGGGAAACACCAUUUUCAUUUAAUGUCUGCUGAAGUUAGAAAAAGUUUCUGAUGGUUUUAGGAUGGAAUCUAGGUGUACAGUUAGACAGUUUCACUGAAUGCUAUUUUGAUUUAAAAAGUAUAUUUGGUGAAAUGUUUAAACUUAGUGAUUUUGUAGGCUGGAAAGGACAGAGGCCCACACCACCACAAAAAGGGGCUUGCACCCCUUCUUACCCUUCCUAAUUAGAGUUAGUGUGCCUUAGGGGUAAGGAGAAAAGCUGCCUUGCAAUGACCACAACGGAGGAAACUUUUUUUGGUAAAUGUCUGAAAAACUACAUUUCGCCCUAAUGUUGUUUGGCUGUAUGUCUGCACUUCCAUUAAGCUGAAAAUUCUUUUUGAUCAUGAGUCUUGAUCUUGCAGUAUGUCAUUCAAUAUUCUUGUAAUUCAGAUCCACAGUGCUUCUUUUCUUUGUUAGUUAUUUCAUAAUUUGAAACUGCUCAUCUGUUACUAGCAUUGCUUAUCUAUUCUGUCAUGGUUUAUAUCUCAGGCCAUCGUAUUUUCAGUCCUUUCCUUAUGUGGCUGUUACUUUGAUUAAAAUUUCCUUUGAGAUCGAAACAGGAGUUCCGUAACAUUAAUGGCUGAAGUUACAGAAUCAUUGCUUGAGAUUUCUUUCUUUCUUGAGCUUUUGUUUGGGCCAAGGCAGUCAAGGAUUUGUCUGCUGGAUGGCCCUGGCAAAGUUGAUUCUUUUCUGGUAAAUAUAUAAAGAAGUAAUUUCUCUUAAACUCCAUAUUUCAGAAAGUCUGCAUUUAUUGUGCAUUUUGCAGCUGUUUUUAUAGAGUUGAUAACAAUGCCAUAAUGGAAGUUUAUGCAGUCAUUAUACAACAUAUCAUUCCUAUUAAGUGUUCUGCUGUGUAUUUUAAGGCAGCUUGCUGACCCUGAUGCGCUUCAGAACGGUCGUUUGAAGGUUUCAGUUGCUUGAAGUAUUGUUUACAUGGCUGUCUAAAAUGUGAUUUACUCUUGAAAGCCCUAUUUCUGUAUUGCACAGAUAUUAAUUGAAAAGUGGUUUGAUACUUCUUGGGUACUCUUACAUAUUUUUGUCAUGUCAUUCACCAGGAUACAUUAAAGUAAAUAUUAUUUAACCAUU
Messenger RNA from Protopterus annectens (West African lungfish), 4983 nucleotides. RefSeq names its product leucyl-tRNA synthetase 1 (gene LARS1). The record is from RefSeq and is a predicted model, not a curated record. Bases 122 to 3658 code for a protein of 1178 amino acids. The transcript has 32 exons. Gene Ontology annotation, biological process: leucyl-tRNA aminoacylation. NCBI's taxonomy places the organism in Eukaryota, Metazoa, Chordata, Ceratodontiformes, Protopteridae. Gene Ontology annotation, molecular function: leucine-tRNA ligase activity; aminoacyl-tRNA deacylase activity; ATP binding.